AUGAAGAAAUCUCUUGUAACCUUUCUGGUCGUGACUCUUUUGACUUCUUUGGUUGCGACGCUUGAUGAUAUCGUGGUCACGUCUCCCACUACGGAUCAAAAAAUCGGUAGUACGGUGGACGUGAAAUGGGAUACUUCGCAAAUUCCCAAAGGCCUCAAAACCACCGAUAACGUUAGUGUCCGUAUCAGAUGCGGCAAGAGACAGUUUCCGCCAAAAGCUGUUAGAAGAGAGCCCUUUACGGUCGGAAUAAAGGCGGUUGAUCUUUCUGAUGAUCCUGAUCUUAUUGGCGUUACCUGCAAAGCAAGCGUCUGGGAUGAAGACAACGAUAACAUUACAGGAUAUUCGGAACCAUUCAAGUUAAUUGAAUGA
Molecule: messenger RNA, 369 nt
Organism: Funneliformis geosporum
Lineage: Eukaryota; Fungi; Glomeromycota; Glomeromycetes; Glomerales; Glomeraceae
Source: the annotation of a GenBank genome assembly